Molecule: messenger RNA, 2507 nt
Organism: Poecilia latipinna (sailfin molly)
Lineage: Eukaryota; Metazoa; Chordata; Actinopteri; Cyprinodontiformes; Poeciliidae
Gene: il12bb
Product: interleukin 12B, b
Exons: 9
Coding region: 115-1086 (323 amino acids)
Molecular function (GO): protein binding
Source: RefSeq, a predicted model, not a curated record
UUUAGCCUGGUGCAUAAAUACUCCAGGAGCAUGCUGAGUCUAGACAGACAAGACACAGCCUUCCUCUGAUCUGCUUUCAAGUUCAACAUUUUUGGAUCGAGCGACAGGAUAAAGAUGCAGUUGUUGCUCCUGUUGGUUCUAAGUGCCAGCCUUUGCUUUGCCAACUCCAGCAUCUCCCAUCCCAGAAUCCAGACUCUAAUGGACAAUGCUGUGGUGGUACAGGUACCACAUGCUCAUGGCAGCAUAGUGGAAGUUCCCCUGACCUGCGGAGACUCUUAUCAGGACGAUGAAGUGUUUUGGAAGAAAAAUGGGGAGGAAAUGACGCCAGCUCUGCAGGGAAACCAGAUCACCGUUUUGGUGAAAGAGAUGAAAGCAGGAAACUACUCCUGUCACCUCAGCUCUAGUGGAGAAUACCUGAACCACACGCUGAUCCUGGUCCAGCUGGAUCCAGACAACAGGACUGUCAUCCUGGAGGAGAAAUCCCCUGGACAAGGUCACAUCUAUUGCUCAGCACAGAAUUACAAAGGCUCUUUCCACUGCACCUGGAAGAAAACGCAUCACAGAUCCCAUGCUGCUGUGCUCCUGGUUAAGGCACACCGUAACAUGGAUGAGAUUUCCUGUGUGCUGGAUGCUGAUGGGUUGGGGGUUCAGUGCCAGGAUGUCGACUGCCCUUACAAAGAGGAAACACACCAAAUCCAGUUCACCAUUUACAUGCACAGCUACUCUCGUCUGGAGGCCUACACAAAGUCAUUCUACCUGAGAGAGAUUGUGAGGCCAGAAAACCUCCCCAACCUGCACAUAAGUUGUGGCCAGGUGUUCAGCUGGGACUACCCGGACACCUGGGAAAAGCCCCGCACCUACUUCAGCCUCCACUUCCAGGUCAAGGUCGUCCAGAAUGGACAAUCCUGCCACACCGAAAAGAUCCUACUGGAGCCUAAAAUCACUGAAGAAACUAAGUUUGAAGUCAAUAUCAAAUCCAAGAAGUAUGUUUUCUGUGUGAGAGCUCAGGACAAAUUUACCCAGGGACCGUGGAGCCCCUGGAGUGAGUACACAGUGAACAAAAACAUCAUGAACUGCCAUUCCUAAAACGAAGCAAGUUGGGAAAAUGUGACAACUACUUUAAAACCAGAUUUUCAGUUUUUUUAAGCCCUGCUAAAAAUGAAUGAAUGUAUACAUGUACAGUAUUUAUUCCUUUUUAUUUAAGUUACUUUUAUAAGUUUACAAUGGAUGAAAACCUUUGUGAAUUACUAAAUUGAAUAUUGUUUCUUUUUUUAAACCAAUUUUCCAAAAUGUUUUUCUUUUAUAUUUCAUAAUAAAAUCCAGCAUCUCUAUUUCUUGUGUGAUCAUCUUAAAAUACUUCCUUCACUGCACAGAAAAUUAUCUACAAAUGGAAAACAUUCAAAGCAAAAACAGCCAACAUGUGCAUAGCUGUCAGAGCAACCAGAAAGGCACUGCAUAGAUUUAACUUAAACAGGAGGUUCUUUAAGAAAAACAUAAACACCAAAUUAAUAUUUGCUAAAUGAACAAAGUCAAAGACCAGAACUUAUGGAAAAAAAACAUUCUUUGAACAAAUAAGACCAAGGCUGAAUUAUUCUGACACCAGAACAGGUUUGGGAGAAAACAAAUGCAACAGAAACACCACAGCAAACAUAAAGUCAAAGCGACAAUGGGGUUUAGAUUGCGCCAUAUUUAUAUGUUACAAUAUCCCAGUCAAAGACCAGAUUGAGAAUCUGCUGCAUGACUGUACAUGUGCAAAACUGAAACAUUAUGCAAACUGUAGAACAUGGAGGUGGAGGUGUGAUGGUUUGAUGAUCAUUUGCUGCAGCAGGACCUGGUCAGCUCACCAUCAUGGAACUGACCGUGAAUUCUACUACAACUCAGACGGUGCUGGAGACGAUGAGUAAAAAAAGUUACAGCAUUAAAAAAGAACUCAUUUUAAAGAGUUAGAGGAGCAAUAAGCAGCAGAGACAAUUUUGGUACAAAAAAGUUUUUAUGGUUAAAUUUACAGGAAGUUCAUAAGAAAACAAAAAGUCAGUCAAUGACAUCAUCCCAUGAAAUGAUAAACUACACCUUCAUCUAUAGCUUAAAAUGACUUUUGGUAACAACGGAAAUAGUCUAAAUUAGACUUACAUUGUUUGGUAAAAUCUUUCAAUACCAAAAAAAAAAAACUCAAGCAACUGAUCCUUGUUUGAAUGAGUGUUUUAAAGUGUGCAUGUAGAAAUUACACACAGAAAAGACACCCAAAACGAAAACAGAACAAACACAUUUUUGGGCAAAUACACGUCAACACCCAUCCAGCCUUGACCAGAGCUGCACACUUAACUCAUGAAUAUAUUAUAGCAAAACAUGCAUUGAAGUCCAUUGUAAUGGUCAGUGAUGUAAUCAGUGUCAAAAUUUGAUGGAUAUUUUAUUUUUUAUCUCACAGUAGUUUUAGUGGUUAUUGCAUAUUGUUGUAUAGCAGUGAUCAAAUCUGCUUUUGGUUUGGACCACUGCUCUAAAAAAAAAAA